GUAGACGUGCAGCGAGGUAUCGAAGUCGAAAUCUCGAUCGAAAUACCACAUGCCACUGAACUACAUAUAUAUGAUGCUCUGGGAGUUGGAUACAUGUUGUCGACCGUGUAGAAGAGCACCUCUAUCUGAAAGAGCAUCUUCCACGCGUCUGUAUCCGAGAAGAUAAGGACUUAUUAUAAACAUACGAUGCGCGAUCACUUUUUCUUAUCAUAAAGAUAAGAUAAUCUGAUCUUUCAAAAGGACGAUACAAGUCGAGUGUUUGCGAUAUUAAUAGAUAACGUGGCACCCGUAAUUUCCCUUUUGGUUCUCUCUGGAAAAUAAUAGGGAUCCUUAUUACUUUCCAUUGUGACAAAUGCGUCGAUAGAGUGACGCUAGUGUUUGAACAAUAUUUCACAAGAUGGUAAAAAAGGACGGGCUUUGGAAGCUGAUGCAGCUUCGAGCGCUGAUGAAGAAUGUUCAACCUAGUGGAUGGUCUCUCAUUCGAAAAAAAGGUAUCCAGGCUCUGAUUGUCACUGGAGAGGAUGCACAUCAAUCAGAAUAUUCGACGGAGCGAGAUCAGAGGCGAUGUUUUAUCAGCGGAUUCCGUGGUUCCUACGGGACGGUAGUCAUAUUGCACGAUGCAGCAUUGCUGUGGACUGAUGGAAGAUAUUACCAACAAGCUAUGUCGGAGUUAGAUCCGCCAGAGGCAUGGACUCUGAUGAGGGAAGGUUUAUUGGAUACACCUACUAUCACUGCGUGGCUCGCUGCGAAUUUACCAUCAAAAUCCGUAGUCGGAGCCGAUGCUAAUCUAAUAAGUUUCACGGAAUGGACACGAUUGCAGAACAGUUUAAUCGAUGCCGGUCACGAUUUGAUUCCACUUUCUGAGAACUUGGUGGAUAAAGUAUGGGGUGACGAUCAGCCAGCACCAACAGCCAACAUAGUUUUGCCACAAUUGUUACGAUAUUCGGGUCGAAGUGCAGGAGACAAAGUAAAAGCAUGUCGCGAUGCUAUGCGAGAGAAUGGCACGACGAUACUUGUAGUGACUGCAUUGGAUGCAAUUGCGUAUCUACUAAAUUGGAGGGGAUCUGAUAUACCUUUCAAUCCUGUCUUCUUUGCAUAUGUCAUUCUCACUCUGAAAGAUGUACAUAUCUUUAUAGAUAGAAGUAGGCUUAGCCAGGAAGCAUUGGAACAACUGAAGAACGAGGGUGUCGAUCCAAUCUUUCAUGCCUACGAGGAUAUACAUGUUUAUAUGAAAUCAUUCGUACAAUCGUGUUCAUUUGAGAAAGAUAAAAUGUGGAUCAGCAAUAAAUCCAGCUUUGCGCUACACCCGGAUGUUGCAACUAUUCAAAAACAUACGGAUAUUACACCUAUUAGCGUUAUGAAAUCGAUAAAGAAUGCUACCGAAAUAAUUGGAAUGAAAGCGGCGCAUGUGAGAGAUUCUGUCGCUCUUGUAAAAUAUUUUGCUUGGCUAGAAGAUAAAAUCAAGAAUACGAACGAAUUGAUUACGGAAAUUUCAGGUGCGACGCGGCUGGAACAGUUUAGACAGGAACAAGCUUAUUUUGUCGGAUUAAGCUUUACCACUAUAUCGUCUGUCGGUCCUCAUGGAGCAGUUAUUCAUUAUGCACCUACAGCAGAGACUGAUGUGCCUAUUACAGAUAAAGAACUUUAUCUCUGUGAUUCUGGUGCACAGUAUCAUGAUGGUACGACAGAUGUAACGAGAACGUUACAUUUUGGUGAACCCACAAGUUUCGAACGUGAAUGUUUCACUAGAGUUUUUAAAGGACAAUGCCGGCUAUCGACAAUGAUAUUCCCCUUGAAAACAAAAGGAAAUUAUCUUGAUACACUGGCGCGUGAAAGUUUAUGGGGCGUUGGUCUCGAUUAUCUUCACGGUACUGGCCACGGAGUAGGAUCUUAUCUCAAUGUCCAUGAAGAGCCGAUUGGUAUCUCAUGGAAGCCGCAUCCGGAUGAUCCAGGUUUACAAUCAGGAAUGUUCUUAUCAAACGAGCCAGGAUAUUACGAAGACGGUAAGUUUGGUGUCAGAUUAGAGAAUGUUGAGUUAGUUGUUCCUGCAAAGACACCUUACAAUCAUAAAAACCGAGGUUUUUUGACAUUUGAAACCAUGACACUUGUCCCUAUUCAAACGAGUUUACUCGAUGUAUCAAUGCUUUCUGACAAAGAGAUCGAAUAUUUGAAUAAUUAUCAUGUAAAAUGUUUGGAAGUUUUAAAACCUUUGCUACAAGGACCGGAGAACAUUCAAGCACUUAAGUGGCUUGAGAAACAAACCCUUCCUAUUUCUCGCCCUAACUGUAAUUUAGCACGAUGAAUUGUAAAAAAAGUCUUUUGAGAGUAACAUAACGAGAUUGAUUUAAACCAAUAUUACAACGAGGCAGCAAAUAUUCAAUUGGCAUAAAAGUCAUAUAAUUUUGUGUACAUGGAUGGCUGUGCAGUAUUAUAAUCCACCCAUGUACACACAAUUACUUAAAUCGACUAUACGUGAGUAAAUAAACAACGAACGAAUAGCAAAAAUGAAUAUUUUAUUUAAGACUCUUUGGAUUAUAU
Molecule: messenger RNA, 2538 nt
Organism: Atta colombica
Lineage: Eukaryota; Metazoa; Arthropoda; Insecta; Hymenoptera; Formicidae
Product: xaa-Pro aminopeptidase 1
Exons: 6
Coding region: 398-2302 (634 amino acids)
Molecular function (GO): metalloaminopeptidase activity
Source: RefSeq, a predicted model, not a curated record